Molecule: messenger RNA, 1483 nt
Organism: Syzygium oleosum
Lineage: Eukaryota; Viridiplantae; Streptophyta; Magnoliopsida; Myrtales; Myrtaceae
Product: senescence-specific cysteine protease SAG39-like
Exons: 2
Coding region: 240-1268 (342 amino acids)
Cellular component (GO): lysosome
Molecular function (GO): cysteine-type endopeptidase activity
Source: RefSeq, a predicted model, not a curated record
CCACGGCACAAAUUCGGUAGUCCACAUCUCAGACGACGUGCCGGAUUCACCAGGCAAAUCGGGUUCCUAUCCUCUUCAGAUUCACACCACUAUGGAAUCCAAUUUCAGCCUCUUCUUGAGGAGGGGGAUCAUUCACGAUCUAUAUAAACCGCUGCAUUUUCCCUUGGCCAACUCACACACUUCUUACAACACCAAAAACAUUAAUUAGUCCUAGAACACUCUAGAGCAAAGAGUGAACCAUGGCUUCCACACUCGAGGGCAAACUUGUUCUUGUGAUGGUGGCCAUUCUGGGACUCUGGGCCUCACAAGCGUGGUCGCGUGAGCUCCAUGAAGCUACCAUGGAAGAGAGGCAUGAGCAGUGGAUGGCUCACCAUGGGCGGGUGUACGAGGACGCUGCCGAGAAGGAACGACGCUUCUUGAUCUUCAAGAACAACGUCGAGUACGUUGAGUCCUUCAACAAGGAUGGGAACAAACCGUACAAGCUAGCCAUCAAUGCUUUCGCUGACUUGACGAGCGAGGAGUUCAAGACCUCAAGGACUGGAUACAAGCGCUCGUUCUCCCCGAGGCCGGCGAGCACUAAGCCGUUCCGAUACGAGAGUGUGACUGCGAUUCCAUCAAGCAUGGAUUGGAGAAAUAAGGGGGCCGUCACGCCUGUGAAGGACCAAGGCCAAUGCGGAUGUUGUUGGGCUUUCUCUGCUGUGGCGGCCAUGGAAGGGAUUACCCAACUCACGACGGGAAAACUGAUCUCUUUGUCCGAGCAAGAACUAGUGGAUUGUGACAGGAGUGGCGAAGACCAGGGUUGUGGGGGUGGCCUCAUGGACGACGCUUUCGAGUUCAUCAUCAGCAACCACGGCCUCACGACCGAGGCUAAUUACCCUUACCAAGCUGUCGACGGCACCUGCAAUGCCCGGAAAGCAGCCUCUACUGCCGCGAAAAUCACCGGAUAUGAAGACGUGCCUUCCAACAGCGAGUCCGCCCUUCUGAAGGCCGUGGCCCACCAGCCAGUUUCCGUGGCCAUCGACGCGGGCGAAUCGGAUUUCCAAUUCUACUCCAGCGGCAUUUUCACCGGGGAAUGCGGAAUCGAUUUGGACCAUGGGGUCACCGCGGUCGGGUACGGGACGAGUGAGGACGGAACCAAGUACUGGUUGGUCAAAAAUUCGUGGGGCACCGGAUGGGGUGAGGAGGGAUAUAUCAGGAUGCAGAGGGACAUUGAUGCUGCGGAAGGUCUUUGUGGCAUCGCCAUGGAUGCUUCAUAUCCAACUGCAUAAUUGCUUGGGACAAUAGAGCAAUGUCAUGUUAAUACAGAGAUUGGGACCUGGUAAACGUCUGUGUGCGCGCACGCGCAUACAUGUCUAGGGUUGUGAAUUUUCUUAUUUCUUGUGAAUGCUUGUAUUACGUAGACUUGCAUGUGCAUGAAGACAUUGGUCUCUUGUUGUAAAUGAACCCCAUGUAUGAAUGCAAGCGAAUGAUUUCAGUUGUUUAA